This is a messenger RNA of Humulus lupulus (European hop), 996 nucleotides long. RefSeq names its product gamma-interferon-responsive lysosomal thiol protein. The record is from RefSeq and is a predicted model, not a curated record. Gene Ontology annotation, molecular function: oxidoreductase activity, acting on a sulfur group of donors, disulfide as acceptor. Bases 93 to 851 code for a protein of 252 amino acids. The transcript has 5 exons. Lineage: Eukaryota; Viridiplantae; Streptophyta; Magnoliopsida; Rosales; Cannabaceae.
UAGAUACAGAACAGAACAAAAGCAAGCAAAACUCUCAAAGAGUUUUUUUUUUUUUCUCUGGUCAGCUCUGUCUUGGAUUCGAUCUGACAUUAAUGGCGGGUGUUGUACCUUCGUCGAGCGUUCUGGGACUGGUGGGUUUCCUGAUUCUGUUUCUCUCCAUAAACCCACUUGGGUCUCUGGGUUCUAAUGCUCAGAAGGUCCAAGUUUCUUUGUACUACGAGUCUCUGUGUCCGUACUGUGCCAAUUUCAUCGUCAACCAUUUGGUGAAGCUCUUCCAAAACGGUCUCAUCUCCGUCGUCGAUCUCAGACUCGUCCCUUGGGGUAAUGCUUGGACCAAACCUGAUGGCUCUAUCGUUUGCCAGCAUGGAGCAGAUGAAUGCUUGUUGAACACAAUGGAGGCCUGCACUAUUACUGUAUAUCCCGAUGUGGACCGGCAUUUUAGAUUUAUCCACUGUGUGGAGAAAUUGAGUUUGAAGAACAGGCACAAAGAGUGGGCCAAUUGUUUUGAAAUCUCAAGGUUGGGCACUGUCCCCAUUGACUGCUACAACACUGGCUAUGGCAAUGUGAUUGAGCAUAGAUAUGGAAAUGAAACAGCUAUGCUUAACCCUGCACAUAGAUUUGUUCCAUGGGUCAUAGUUAAUAAUCGACCACUUCAAGAGGAUUAUGAAAACUUUAUGGCUUACAUUUGCAAGGCUUACAAAGGGUCUCCUACACCAGAGGCUUGUAGAUCAGUUUCAGCUGAGAAUAUUGAACUAAAUGGUCAGCAAGUAGACUCAAUUCCUGAAGUUUGCUAUGAAGGUGAAUCAAGAAGCUUUACAUCAUUAGGAUUAGCUGAGAAAAUUCGUAAAUAAUAUUAUUUUAUAUUGUAUAAUGUAAUGUUUUUAUAUAAAAUAUAGCAAUAUUAAUGGUAUCAUAAUCUGACCCCAAACAAAAUGUUUGGUUUGUUAAGAUUGGCAUGACUUGGAUCAAAAUUUAAGAACUGUGUUUUUCUUUUAA